Ictalurus furcatus (blue catfish) is the source of this 1523-nucleotide messenger RNA. RefSeq names its product Kruppel-like factor 10 (gene klf10). Gene Ontology annotation, molecular function: RNA polymerase II cis-regulatory region sequence-specific DNA binding; DNA-binding transcription factor activity, RNA polymerase II-specific. Bases 144 to 1055 code for a protein of 303 amino acids. Gene Ontology annotation, biological process: regulation of transcription by RNA polymerase II. The record is from RefSeq and is a predicted model, not a curated record. NCBI's taxonomy places the organism in Eukaryota, Metazoa, Chordata, Actinopteri, Siluriformes, Ictaluridae. The transcript has 3 exons.
CACAUGUUUGAAAUGACUAAAUUAGUCUGAUUAAUAUAACAGCUACUUAAAUGAGUAUGUACUUAACACUUGGAAUAUUAGAGAUAACCUUUACUCAUAUUUUCUAGAUUUAGAAAUAAAAUAGAGCCUCAGAGUUUACUGUUAUGGCUACACUGAGUGAACCUCGUCGAGUGUCAUCUCUCCUAAAUGAUUGCAAGACGCCGCCACCCAUCUCUCCUUCUGCAGAACCAAUUCAGAGUGAAGCACCAUGUUUCCAGGCCAUCAGUGUGAUUCGUCACACGUCUGAUCCGCUGCCUCGUCCUUCCUCAGAGACAUUCAGCCCCAAACCCUUCCCCCCCAUCAGCUCCGUCCAGAGCCGCUGCAGUGGCCCAAGUGACCGGGAUUAUGAAGUAAAUCUUGAACAUCUGAACUCUGGCUGCUUCAACGCGGCCUCCGAAACCCCUCCUGGUUUACUCAGGAUGCUCUCGGCUUGUCCCGUCACUGUGUCAUCUGUAGCAGUGUUCCAGAUGCUUCCGUGUACAGUGAUCAGCACACCUGCUCCAUCCACAGUUAAUCCCCCGGUUUUAGCAGCCUCUCAUAUUCCCACCAUGGUAUUGGUGCUUCCAAAGUCUCACACACAGCCUCUGGUGGUCACGACUGCAGGUUCAAAGGUCACCGCCAUCACCCCCGUCGUGAGGAACCCACCGAGGCUUCGUUGCCACAUCUGCACCCACGCUGACUGCGGUAAAACAUAUCUGAAAAGUUCUCACCUGAAAGCACACCUGCGCACACACACAGGUGAGAAGCCAUUUAGGUGUCAGUGGGAGGGCUGUGAAUGGCGAUUCUCCCGCUCAGAUGAACUCUCCCGCCACAGGCGCACUCACACAGGGGAGAAACGCUUCACCUGUCCCGCAUGCCAUCUUCGCUUUACACGCAGCGACCACCUGGCCAAACACAAGCGUCGCCAUCAUGCGGCCAUGAGAGCGCCGGCCUGGCAGGCACAAAUCAGCCGGAGCGGCUGCUUCAGUGCAGGAGCUCGAGCUCUCCUCCCCAUCACGCUCAAGCCACAUGCCUGAAGGAAUGCCUCGAAGAAAGAGCACGGAUGCUCACGUUAGGAUCGGGUACUACACGUUCUUCAUGUUCUCUUCGAGUUUGGUUUGGGUGACCAUGCACUUUAUAUGGUAUAUUAGUUCAGUACAGUAUCAUCAGUCAUGUGCACAUAAUCGUUUGAGUUCCAUAUGGAAGAAGGCUAAUUUACUGUUAGUGUAAAGAAAAAACAUACACUUAAGCACACUCAUUUACUGACGGUGUAUUGUCAAACAGUUACAUUUUCCGUCCAAUACGUCUCUCAUUUAAAAACACUGUUUGUUUUAGUAAACUGGGAAGCUUGUCCAUCGUCUGCUCGUGUCCCGACGUUACCAAGCUCCUCCAACAGCACUUACAGAAACCAUACAGCACUUUCUUUAACAAUGCAAACAGUGUAUGUAUGUGUGUGUGUGUGUGUGUGUGUGUGUGUGUGUGUGUGUGUGUGUGUAUAAUUUAUA